AUGCCUGGAGUUCCCCCCGAUGCGCUCAACAACUUGAAGUCCAAGUUCAAAGCCAUCUUCAAGAAGAAGAGCGAGAAGAAGCCCGAGGCCGCAAAGCCCACCGAGGCCGCUAAGCCAGAGGAGACGCCCGCCGCCCCGGCAGAGCCCACGAAGACCGAGACCGCCCCGGCCGCCGCUCCUGCUACUGACGCCGCUGCCGCCCCCGUUGAGGCACCCAAGACGGAGGAGACCCCGGCCGCCCCUGCCCCGGAGCCCACCCCAGCUGCUGACGCUGCAGCUGCCCCGGCCCCAGUGGCUGAGGAGCCCAAGCCCGCCGAGGCCCCCAAGGCGGAGGAGCCAGCCCCGGUCCCCGCUGCUACCACUGACGCCGCCGCGGCCCCCGCUCCCACCGAGGCCACCCCCGCCCCGACCGAAGAGCCCAAGAAGGAGGAAGCUCCCGCCCCGGCCCCGGCCGCGGCCCCCGCUGCUCCCACCGCUUAG
Molecule: messenger RNA, 480 nt
Organism: Phaeoacremonium minimum UCRPA7
Lineage: Eukaryota; Fungi; Ascomycota; Sordariomycetes; Togniniales; Togniniaceae
Exons: 5
Coding region: 1-480 (159 amino acids)
Source: RefSeq, a predicted model, not a curated record